Messenger RNA from Planococcus citri (citrus mealybug), 839 nucleotides. RefSeq lists its product as uncharacterized. Lineage: Eukaryota; Metazoa; Arthropoda; Insecta; Hemiptera; Pseudococcidae. Gene Ontology annotation, cellular component: plasma membrane. Gene Ontology annotation, molecular function: olfactory receptor activity; odorant binding. The coding region runs from base 107 to 784 and encodes 225 amino acids. Gene Ontology annotation, biological process: sensory perception of smell; detection of chemical stimulus involved in sensory perception of smell. The record is from RefSeq and is a predicted model, not a curated record. The transcript has 4 exons.
UGCUUCGUUAAGUGUAAUUUUUGGCCUCACUUUACCUGUUAUCGGCGAGAUAAUAUAUUAUGGUAGAAUAAAAACGUUUAUAUAUCCGGUUUGGUCACCUUGGAAUAUGGAUAGUUUAAUAGCCGACUUAUUCGUAUUUGCACUUCAGUUUAUCCAAGGGUCUUGGGCCCUUUGGUUCAAUUACGUUUUUAUGACGUUCUUGUUCAUCUCGGUGGCCGAAUUCACGAGACAGUAUCAAAGGCUUAUUUUCGUAGUCGAGUCGUUGGAAGUUCGAUCGUCACAGCAAGUGGUCGAAGGUGGAAGAUUUGAUGAGAUUCUCAAGCAAAAUAUUAUUCACUGUAUCAGGCAUCAUCAAAUAUUGCUCAAAAAUUUUCGAUUAUUUGAGAUUUGGUUUUCAAUGGUUUUUUCCAUAGAUCUGGCUGUUUCAGUUGUAGCAAUUACAUUUGCAUUGUACUUCGCGAUAAAUGUAUCGAGUUUGUCUCAACUUUUGAAUGGCUUUCUAGCCGUAUGUUUCAUUUCCACGAACUUUCUGAUAAGAUGCUUGAUCAGUGAAAUUUUUCCUAAUUUGAGCGAACGUCUUGCUGAAUCUCUAUUUUGGCACGGUCCAUGGCACAAAGCAAACCAAAGGAACAGAAUUAUAUUGAAAAUGUUUCAUUCGACAGCUUGUCAGCCAUUACGUUUGUAUGGGUUAUCAGUGUUCGAAGCUGGUAGAGUUACAUUUGGAAAAUUAAUGCGAGCAACAUAUUCAUUUUUCAAUGUAAUGAACCGUAAAUCGAUGAGAUAGGGUGAAUGCAGGCUAUUCUGACAAUGAUAGAAAAAAUUAAACUUUUCAUUUUACA